AUGUUUGGGCUCUGCUUUGACAUUGUUCAUUGCCAGAUGUCCGGAAGGAAGGAAUUGAUUAUUCAUGUUACCUCAACGCUUGCAGAGUUGCAAGAGACUUGGGAAGAAGCCUAUCAUCACCCCAUGAAUAAUCCUCGAAAGUCAUUCCACGUUUGUUGCGACCACUUGAGACUGGUGGCCGCCAGAAAUAGCCUUGUCUUAUUCACGGUGAUCUCUGGGCUAGGAAUACUUCCUGUAAUAUUGAUACUGACAUGCCUAUCAUUUACGAUUCAGCUGCUCUGUAUAUAUGCCCACAACGAAUUGGAAAUGGCAGCUUGGAGAUCAAUACGACACUUAAUUGGAAAGCAAGACAUGAAGGAAUACUUCCAUUAUUUUCCAGUAUCUAGCCCAGAGGGAGAUCAAGACGACCGCAAUAUGCUCUACUAUCUUCGAUGGAAUCUCAAAAGCUCAGCCCUGUUUUCCGGGAGCUUAAAGUACCUGAAUAUGGCGAAGGAAACUAUGAGAACUUUGAUCGUAAAGUUCCCCGGUGGCUACGAAGAUAGGAGAGAGGGGAGAGGAGCCUGUGCAGAGAACUAUGGCCCCCACGGUGAUAGGAUUGAACUUGUGAGAGAGCAUGUCAUAGAAGAAUAA
Botrytis deweyae is the source of this 630-nucleotide messenger RNA. RefSeq lists its product as uncharacterized. The record is from RefSeq and is a predicted model, not a curated record. Bases 1 to 630 code for a protein of 209 amino acids. The transcript has 6 exons. Lineage: Eukaryota; Fungi; Ascomycota; Leotiomycetes; Helotiales; Sclerotiniaceae.